Messenger RNA from Venturia canescens, 11824 nucleotides. RefSeq lists its product as uncharacterized. Gene Ontology annotation, biological process: regulation of transcription by RNA polymerase II. Gene Ontology annotation, molecular function: protein binding. The transcript is spliced from 9 exons. Lineage: Eukaryota; Metazoa; Arthropoda; Insecta; Hymenoptera; Ichneumonidae. Gene Ontology annotation, cellular component: nucleus. The coding region runs from base 1890 to 3413 and encodes 507 amino acids. The record is from RefSeq and is a predicted model, not a curated record.
UCUCAACGUCAAAGCACUUAGGGCCGCGCGGAGAGCACACACAGCUUGCGCGACAGUCGGUCGAUCUUUCGUGUAUACUACACACGCAACACAGAUUCCGGUAUUUUCCACCUGAUCGGGCGCGGGCGGAUUUUCAACACGAAUUACGGCCAUCUUGUCACACGUUACGCCGCUUUAUUUCCUCUCGCACACCGAGAAUAUACACGUUCGCGGGCUAUGUCGUCGAGUGUGCGUCGCCAGUUGCGCGCCCUAACGAACGACCAAACAAUACGUAUUAUCGCCGCUUACACAUUCGACUAGAGUGUGUCGCUUGUUUUCUUAAUUCUCUUAUUAAGAUUGUAUUCGUAUCGCAAGCGCAACGAAAAUCAAACGAGCGUCGCGCAUCCCUCGACCCUCGGAGUGAAGUGUACCGUCUUUAUUUUCAUUUCUUUUUUUUUCAAUCAUUUUAUUUCUUUUGUUUUUUAUCGCGUACCGGCAGCGCGCGCGUCCGUCGUCCACGUUUUCGCGUUUUCUCUCCUUCUCUCUCCCUCCCUCGUGUCAUAGCCACACGGUAUACACAACGCGCUUUCGCAGCGCCGAAGCGGACUAGCGUGCUGCUUGGCUAGGUGCACGCGCGCGCGCGCGCGCGAUUUUUGCUACGCUCUUUUCCUCCCUCCGUCUCUCGCUCGCGCGCUCCUCGCGCUGUACGCUCCGUGUCUUCGCGCUUCUCUCUCACUCGCAGUUCGUCCGGUCGAACGCGCGGACAAAAACACGCGUGACGCGUACACACACGUCGACGCGCUUCGGAAAUACACGUUUUAAUAAAUCUUUCCAAGUGUAUAUCGCCGAGGAAAUACGAAACGUUUGUGGUACACUGCUUCGUACAGAGGACUAUCGUUGGUGAUAAUAAAAAUAAUAGUUAUUCAUUCAGAAUCGUUGAAUUCGAAGAAAAAAGAAACACGAUACCGAGCAUAAUCGUAACCGCUCUUUUGACGUCUGUCGAUGUUUGUGCCUCUGUUGUGUGUUGUAUUCAGUGACAGUGUGUGACAACAAACGGUGCCUUCUCCGUGAUUACUUUUUUCCUUUUUAUUGUUUCCACGUUGUUGGCGUUUUUUGUUUGUUUUUUGUUCUGUUCUUUUAUCCGCUUUUAAAAAGAGGAAAAAUCCGUCGUUCGCUAGCAUUUCGCUUUUCUUUCCAACCGUUCGAUCGUUCACGCCAAGUGGAGGCGUUGCGACGGAAGCUUAUGAACCGACUGGAAUAUUAUUUUUGAAAAAGAAAACGAAUAAAUAUAUAUACGGGGAAUCGCUACAGAAGCACACCAACCUCGCAUAUUUUCUUUCGGACAAUCCACUACGAACGAUAAUAAAAGAAGAAAAAUAACACCUACGAUUUAUCGGAGCGCCUGGAAAAAAGAGUCUGGAGACGACUAGCCUUGCCCGAUCGGAAAACGAGUGACGGUGGAGGGGACUCCGAAGGGGACGGUGGAGGUGGAAAAGCAAAGGCAGGACCCGGGGAAUUCGUUCUGGCCGAGCGAGAACCUCGAGGAACUCGUCGGGGCCGAGGACGCUCGAGACAUCGUCGACGAACUCGGGGACUCGGACACUUUCGGUUGUGAAAAACACCCCGACGAAUGCUCCGAAUACCAGGGCCGAGACGAAGACGACGACUGUGACGAGAAUAUCGUCUCAGAACAAACUGACGAGAAGGAAAAGGAGGAAGAGACGGGGGAGGAGGAGGAGGAAGACAACAACGGUCGAGAGGACACGGUGGAAAAGGAAAGAAGGCUCUCAAAGGAGUCAAAGCACGAUAAAAGCGACGAAGUGGUGGCGGCGGGGGUGGGAGGCUCGCGUGUUCUACGAGAGCAGCGUGUCGUUUCAGGAUCGCCAACAACGGGAGCCCAAACACCGACCAUGUCGAACGUCUUUCCACAACAGUACUGCCUGCGAUGGAAGUAUCAUCACAGCAAUCUCCAGACUAUGUUCUCGCAGUUGCUCGAACGUCAAGCUUAUUGCGACGUCACCCUCGCCUGUGAAGGUCAAACACUCCGGGCGCACAAGGUCGUCCUCUCAGCUUGCAGCACGUAUUUCGACACUAUACUCUCGCAGUACGAGGAAAAGGACCCCAUCGUCAUAAUGCGAGACGUCAAAUUCUCGGACAUCAAAGUACUCGUCGAAUUCAUGUACAAAGGAGAGAUCAACAUCGAUCACACAAGACUGUCGUCGUUAUUAAAGACUGCGGAGGACCUGCACAUCAAGGGAUUAGCGGAAGUGAGCUGGCGGAGUGAUUCCGUACAAAACGAUAUUAACAACAGUGGCCAUAGUCCGGGAGCGGGGACUCCCGGUGUUGAGGCCGUAUUGAGAGAAGGAGACGUCGACGAGCCACCACCACCCAAACAGCGACGCAGAGGUCGUCCGCCUCUCGACGAUCCACCCUCCGCUCACGAUGUAUUUACACCCAAAAUCACUUGCUUCACCGGAAACGAGGAGAUGAUGAGCGAAGGUGAUCACGAAAGUUGCGACGACGAAAUGGCUAAUGAAAAUAAUGAACCUCCCCUACCUAUGCUUUCCUACCUGUCGAAAGACGACAGUACCUCCGACCAGGAAAAGAAAUCGUCGAAUACACCAUCCAAUUCAAACGCGACGAACCCAGCGAUACCUGAACAAUUCCGAGACGUAAUCAAGAUGAACGAUUAUUUGACGACGGGACGACGCCAAGAAUUUUGGGAAGAGCCGUUCACGCGACGCGUCAUGGACGCCAUUAAAAGCAAGGAACUUGAGAUGAAGACUGCUGCCGAGAUACUCGGCGUCUCGUACGGGACCCUAUACGGACGAUAUCGUGACAGUUAUGGUUGCCUUAAACACCCCUACAGAGUGAGGGAUUUUUGGUCGGAGCCUGGACCGGCGGAGGUUCUAGCAAAGUUAAGAAGAAAGGAGAUAACGUUAUUUCGAGCAGCGGAAUUUUUGAACGUAACGGUACACACGCUCGCGACUUAUCUCUCGACGCUUCAGGGCCCGGACAGGAUAUCGCUAGCCGGUGAAUUGAGCGCGGCGACGAGCGCGAUGGAAGCGAACAACGACAUGGAUAAUAACGAAGCGGUAAACGAAAUACUACAAAAAUUUAGCGCGAACGCAUCAAUGGCGGCAACGCCAACGACAUCGGCGACGAUAAAACGGGAGGGCGGUGGUUACCUCGAGCUGCCGGGUAUCGUAACGAAAGGAGCGACGUCCGUGCUGGAAAAUAAUCCGGACAUAACGAUCGUUAAGACCGAAUGUUUGCAGCAACAACAACAGAGAAAACGGGAAUACGCAAAGGUCUCGAACACGGAAAACAAUAAUGCUAAAUUAAUGAGCGGCGGUGCGGUUACCGAGAUCGCACAGCAACAACAAAAGCUCUCCGACACGUUGUCCCUAAACAACGACAAUAGCAAACCCUAACUGUUCAGGCCUUACUUGGUACCACUCGCGAAUCCUCGAACAAGUGGACGAGCCAACUAUAAUCAACUCACCACAACCGCGAAUACCUUCAGAUCUGAGUUGUGCCCACGUAGGUUUUACUCAAAUUUGUUUACUCGCUUUCUCACCAACUUUCAUCUCAAGUAAGACUCUACGCGAGAAGGAGAUUAGGAGACUAAAAGAGAAGAAGGGAAGUGGAUGUGAGGCGUGGCGUGCGUUAUUACUCGAGGGCAGGAUGGCGCAAAAAAAAUAUAACAAUCUUUUUUCAUUAAUUCAAUUUUCCUUGUGACGAUUUACAAGGAGCGGGAAAUUCGAUCGUCUUGUUUGUUUCUACGAAACAGACAUUUUUCGGAAUAUCCUCGAAUUUUUGUCCAAUAUUGGCAUUUUAUUUUGCUGCUUUCCAAGAAGAGAAAGAGCAGCAGGGAUUCGCCAUCGUCGUUGCGCUAACCUAGUUAUUAUGAAAAACAGAAGGGUUUGUCGCACGUCAGCCGAGAUUAGCUUUAAACAAACGAAAAUUAAAAUGUUCCCUCCGGGGCCACCGAGUGUCGAAGCGGGUGCGAGCUCAAAAAAGAGAUCUACGAUUAACUAUCGAACGACGCAAAUAUAACGAUCUCGCGUGUACAAUUACUCAUAGUUCCCCCUGCGAUUCACUGUAAGGUAGUCUCGUUCCAGAAGACGCCCAGAAUGCCCAUGACUCUCUUGAAACAAACAAAAAAGCCAUCUUUAACUUCUUACGAUGUAGCACGUAGUUGAAAAAAAAAAAAAAACAAAACGAAAAUCAUAACGAAACGCUCUCAUUCUCUUCGUUGACUAUUCCAAUUCUGUUUUGCUUCGUUCCCAGCGUUGGAACAUACUUGGGCCUUUGAAAAACAAACAAAAAAGAAACACUAACAAACAAAACGACUAAAAUUGUAUAAUAAAAUUCAAUUCAAGUUCCUUUUCGAAAUAAACAAAAACAAAAUAACAAACAAACGAUCCUAGAUAGUGGGACCGAUAUUAGAGGGACGAGCAGUGGCGAGAGAGCAAUCUUUUGAGCUAUUUUCAAUCGCGUGCAGUCUGAUGGACACCACAUUAUUCGUAAAGUACGUUUUCAAUGCGAUAAUAUGUAUGCAAUGUAUAUAGAUCGAUCGUGCGUGAGAUAUUCGUUGUUAACACAAUUAUUAUUUUCUUUUCGUUUCCAAAGACACCACUUAUACUUUAGAUAGCAUUGAAAAAAAUAAGGCGUCAAUGAAUUCGAGAUUUGCUGAAGCUAAAUGUAUCCUGACACUGAUUCGUCGACGAAGAUUUUUCUUUUUAAUCUAAAAUGACGCAGAUCUCUUUUUUUUCUUUAAAGUCUGUAGACAAUCGAGGAAAGAUGAAAAGAUCGACGAAUAAUUUGACUGAAAUGGUCGAGUUGACAAAGAAUUACUCACGGAUAAGAGAAAGGGCGUUAGCGAAGUAUAAUUUUUCUGAAUCGAGAAUCAUUUGAUUCGCUACUGACGAAUUCUGUAGACUUCACAGUUGGCUUCGAGGGUUUUAUUCUCUCUUUUGUUAAGCUCUUAUUUUUCAAUCGUAUCGAUCGCGGAUACUCGCCAUUUUCUGUAGGGAGUAGAACGAGAAUGUCGAUACUCUAAUUGCCCGUUCGACCACACGAUAGAAAUAAUAAUUGCACGUUUAUUCAAGUGUUACGGUGAUGAAGAACUGAAUUUUUUCCGAUGUAGAAAAUAUUUUUAAAUAUUAUUCCCUUCUCGAGUUUUAAAACUCGAACAACAACCUACGAUAUACUUUGACUGACAAACAAAAAAGGUGUGCGCUGGCGUUUUCGACGCAUUUGUUAAACGAAAACUCAGUGCAUAUUAUUAUUCCGUGCCCGUUUUUAAACACGGUAGUAAGAAAUUCAAUUUUUAUUUCUUUUUACGAGAAUUAUCAUCAUCAAACGCUACUCUAGAUUAUUAUUUCCAUUUUUUUUUCUUUUCUUUAAGCAACGUUGAUAUAUUCUACACACUGUCCGAGCUUUUUAUACAAAUUUUAUGUGGCUUUUAUUGAAAAUAAUGAAAGUUAUGUAUCUUUUUCUCGAUUUAAUUAAUAAUUAAUUGAAAUAUUUCAAGACUAAUCGAUUUCGAAGGAUAAUAUAUGAACGUCCAUUGUAAAUAUCGGUGCAAUAGCGAGACCUAAAAUUAAUAUUAUUUUUUGUGUCACAAAGUGUAUCACUGAGUGAGCCCAAUUCGCGUUGUCCUCUAUUAUUCCACUCGUUUAUUUUAUUUUUUAAUGAUUUGUUGUAAAUUUUAUUGUAAAAUUGACGAAACACCAGUUUUUCUUUCAUGCAAAUCGAUCUUGUUACAGCAACAAGAAGAAACAAACAGGAGCGAACAAAAAAUGACGUUGAAAUAUAAAAAGAUCGUGCGAACGCGACUGUCGUCGACACUGUAAAAUUCUCACUCCAAAAUCUCCGCGUUUCGCUCUUUCAUCGUGCACAUUGAACUCGCGCGUUUGUUCACAGUUUGAAAAAAGCUUUUUUAAGCCCGUUGUGAGUCGAGCUCUAGAACAGUUUUACCGAACAUGAAAAAUAAGGAAAAAUAUAAGAAACGAUGUAACCGAAGAGUGGCAAAAUCAAUUUAUAAGUUGUGACGAAAUUGAACAAAAAAUUGAAAAGUCACGGUUUAUUAAAUUAUAUUAAAUUAAAUUAAAUUAUGAAUAACCAGGCCCUACUGCAUAAUCGUUAAUCCGCGAGACAAUGACUGGACAUGAGUAUUCCUGUUUGCUGAAGGUAUAUGAAAAACUAAAUAAGAAUUAGGAAUAUAAAUAGAGGUAUUUCCAUUGAUAUUUUUGAUGAUAUAACAAACAACAAAAAAAGACUUAGUUGCAUUCGAACAUUCGCCACAUGGGCGAAGGAGGGGAGGGGGGGGGGGGGGGGUAGGUGGGAGGGGGUACUUGUAAAGGAAAUCGUGAAGAGAGUGUGAGAGAAUGUUAACGUGUGCGCGUGCGUGUGUGUAGUAUGCUAGCCAUGAAUAAUUUGAUGUUUCUAUAACGAUGCGUAGAAUUUUUGUAACGAAAUUGAAAAAAGGACAUUGGGUCGCGAGAAUAACGAAGGAAAAGAAAGGGCAGAAGUGCGGAAUGAGAAGAAAAGUGGUAAUUGUGAUAUGGCUGUAUAGGCAAAGAUGUGGAUAGUGUAACGGCGUGUAAUCGCUGCUUUUAUCCCCGUAAUAUGUGAGUGUGCGUGAGAUCUCGUGGCGCGAUCGAGGAAAGAAAAAAUUGAAUGAAACACGAUAAGUGAAUAAAUCAUAUGUGAAGAAAACGAAGAAUCUUUUUUAAAGAGAUGACAAAUGAAUCCUCGGUGAAAAGUGGGUCCGAAGAGAUCCGAGAGCGAAGACGUUUUUUGGUGCCGCAGAGAUCGAAGCCCAAAGCGAAAAACGGCCGCUUGAAAAGCGGCCGCUUUUGUGCGCAGUAGGAAAACGAUAUCUCGAAAUUAUUAUUUGUCGUUCGAGCGUUUGUGCGUCGACGGCAGAAACAUCGGAUCGAAAAUUUUCCUCCUUUCUUUCUUUGUUUUUACUUUUUUAAUUCUCGUGUUUUUCAAAUAUAACUUCGUUGCUGCUCGACGAUAAAGUGACUUUCGGAAAGAAUGAGAAUCGAGGGGUGCGAGCUUAUUUUUUCACACGUCUGAAACCUCGCCGAUGACGGGGACUGAACAAAUUUCGAUUACUUUACGAGUGCCCUGGACUAAUAACCCGACCGUUUAACGUUAAGCUCUCAUCCGACGAUGUAAAAUGCCACUUGAUACAAAAAAAAUAGCGCGAAAGAAAGAUAAAAGACAAAAAACCGUAUUUCGUAUUUUUCUUCAUGUUUUUAUACAUAAAUAUAUAUAUACACAUAUAUAUUUGUUCGUUUUUUUUUUCCAAGUGGCAAAAAUAAUGGAUCUGCUCACCGUUGUCAUACAAGCAUUAAUUUAAGUCUCGUCAAAUUAGUCGCGUCGUCUUGAGAAACAAAAGAAACAACAAGAAAAAAAUAUGAAACUGUCUCGUAUUUUAAUUGUUUAAGUUGUAUACAAAGUAUGAUUAAGAUUCUCGACAUUGCUCCGACCCCGAGCCCCGCGAAUUCGCUCCGCGCCUCAUUUCCGUUUCUCUUUUCUCCUCUUAUUUUAUUCCUAUCAUCCUCAUUUUCCCCCUUUUCUCGUUUUUGUUUCAACUAAAAUAAGACUAAGACAUACCAAAUGAGAAAUGUAAGGACAAGUUUCGUUAGGUUUAGUACUAUCAGCAUAUCAAGAGAGCAAACAAGAAAAAAAAAGUAAAUUAAAAUAAUAACAUUAAUGAUUAAUAAUAACGAUAAUAAUAUUAUUAAUAAUAAUAUUACGAAUAAUAUUAAUAAUUGAGGAAAGGAGAAAAUGAAAGAAAAAAAAAAAUACAAAUACAUGCGCCAAUAAAGCACUUUGUAUUGCCUGUAUGACACGUUCCGCGGACUGAGGCACAGCGGAACGCACAAGACCACUUUUACUCUAGAAAGAGUAUACGACUAGAAGUAUUAAAGUAUUUAACGUUAAAAAAUAAAAAUAAAGAACAAACAACAACAACAAAUAAAUGAAUAAUAAUCACAUACAGACGGUCCAUUAUGAGCGGCCAUAUUUUUGAGAGACCAUUGCUGAUAUUGCAUUCCAUCGCAUCGCUCUCGGUGUGUUUGUGUGUUUGUGAGUAUAAUUCGCUUAUAAUUCGACGAAGCGCUUUCGUCCUAUCUUCCUUCCGUUCGUUUCUGUAAAUGCUUUAUGUUUUUCUCGCUCCUCGUAUAUUGUACACUGAACCCACGCGCGCGCGCGCACACACACACACACACACACACACACACACACACACAUUCACACACACACACACACACAUUCACACGCGAACAGACACGCGUGAAAACACACAUCACACAAACACACAGCCAAACGAAUAUAUAUAUAUAUAUUUUUUUUUCGCGAGAGCAAGAGAGAGAGAAAGAGUGUGACGCGUGAGAAAAUGAAGAGCGUACGGCGCCAAAUUUCGUAGACUAAUUAUUUGUACAAAUUUUUCUAUUCAUUGUCUUGAAAAUAAUAAUAAAAAAAGAAAAAAAAUACAAAAAAAAAAUGAAAAUAAAAAACACGAAAAGCGAAUAAAACAGCAGCACCGAUGCGAAUUAGACGACAAAAAAAUCCGCGAAUUCCAAGAACGCGCGCGCGCGCCUGUGCGCCGAUUACGAAUAUUUUACACAAGAAAAAUACGUAGAGUAUAACGGAAAAAAUCGUGGGAAACCGAAGGACGAGCACGAAACGCGAUCGAUCGGCGAUUAUAUUAUUUCUGUCGAACUACAAAACAAAAAGUAUGAUGGUACUAAUUAGAAUACAAUACAUAUAUCUAUAUUACUGCACAGUCGAACAAGAACGUUACGUACCUUUCGCUCCCUCUUUUCCGCCCCCUCUUCUAUCCCGUAGUAGCCACAUGUGUAUAUUCACACGAAAGAGUAAAGAGUCGGCGAGGAACACAAAAAAUAACGAAAAACAUAAAAAAUACGAUUGGCCAUUGAUAUUAAAAGCCACAUUUCCAGUAACUUGUACAAUACUGUAAUUCGCCAUCUUGGCGCCCCCCCCUCCACACGUACACACGCAUCUACCAUUAUUAUUAACAUUGUUAUUAUUAUUAUUACUACAAUCGUUCGGAAAGAGGUUAAUCGUUCGGCUAUACGACUCGAAAAGAAGUAAAAAAAACGCGUAUCAAACAUUAUACUAUUACCUAUUACAAAAGCUAUGACUUACUAUUUAAAAUAUUGCUACUAAACUCUACUAAUACGGGAAUACUGAAGAAGCACGAGAACGACGGACUAUAUGUGUAUAUAGCCUACCGCGACGAGAUAGCGCGCGCAUCCGUACGAGACUAGAGUAAAAAGAAAGAAAAAAGAAACUGAAAACGGGAGAAAAUAAACGAGCGGGGAAAGAAAAAGUAAGAAAUCGAGGCAGCGAGUAACAGUUUACAAAUAAAUAAAACAAAGCGAGCAGUAAAGAAGCAAGGGAAAAACGUCGAUAUCGUAAUUACUUGUCGUUUCGUAUGAACAGAAAAAAGGAUUAACGAGUUACGAGUAUAGUAUAAUGUAUCAUCGUUUUAUACACAACCUAAUUAUUAUACAUACAUGAAAACAUAUUUAUAUGAAUACAUAUAUAUGUGUGUGUAUAUGUAAAUAUACACACUUAUGUUUGUGCAUUUAUAUACAUACAUAUAUACAUGUGUAUCGAUGAAAAGAAAAAAAAGUACCGUACACUUAUGUACAUUCCUAGUGAACACGAUUGCAUUACACGAGUACUUUAUCGAGCAGAUGAAAGAAAAAUUGUAAAAAGGGAGAAAAUAAAUAAAAAAAUAAAAAAAAAAAAAAAGAGGGGACGAAAAGGGAUAAAUGGUGAAUGAGAAAAACACUGGUACACACACAAACACACAAACGUAUGGACCUAUUAUUAUUGUCAUUAUUAUUAAUUUAAUAAUAAUAAUUAUUAUUAUUAUUGCGACGAUUAUUAUGACAUAUGAAAAUAUUUAUAUUAAUUGCAUAAGUUAUUCGGGAAGGACCAUCGCGAUAAUUCGACACUCUCGUCUAUACUUGAGAUCAUUGAAUUAUAUUUAUGUAUAUAAAUACAUGGUUCAAUGACAAAUAAAUAACGAUGAAUAUCCGUAAAGAAUAAGCCGCGCAUUCCUAGAUAAAAAUGAAAAGAAAAGGGGAGAAGAGAAAAUGGGGAGUAGAAAUUCGAUUGAGAGAGCGAGCGAGCGUGCGUGUGUAUGUGUGUGUGUGCGCGUGCGUGUGUGUGGGGUUCACGGAGAAAGUUCUCGUAUAUUUAUAUACACAUAUAUUAUAUUCACCGAAAAACUAUAAACACGUGUUUUAUUUUGAAGUGCGUUUUUUCCGUGCAGCGAGGAAAGAAGAAAGAAAAAACAGUAUUUUCUGUCCGGUGUGAGAUUGUGUAAGAGUAUAAAAAUAGGAGCGAAGUAUAUAUGAGAUAAAUGUGAAUGUAAAUCAAAUGAGUAAAAGAAAAAAUGAAAAUGAAAGAAAACUACCUAAAUGAAAUUCUCGCGAUAUUUCGAUUCUCGAAACUCUAUAUUACGCCGCAGUGUGUAUUAUAUACGCCGCAUUUCCACUUUUCUUUUCGUGCGUAUUCUAACCUUGACUCGCGACUCUCGUCGUCCGCGCGGAGCCUAUGUACACAGGACGCGCGAAAAAAACGAUUCUCACAUACAAAAACAAAAACACACUCCCGACUAUAUUUCGAUGAAAAUCUUCAUAACCCGUGUAUUUAUAUUAACAUAUUUUUUUUCCCACUUCAUUUACUCCUCAUCUCGCCGACAUCCAUUUUUUUUACUUCGCGAUAUAUAUUCCGAGAUAACUGAGAACACGACGAAAGGGCUCGUGCGAAUCGUCGCGAAUAGCAUCCUCAUUCCCGCAUCGGUAAUACAAACACACGGAUACACGAGCGUCGUGCUCUCGAAAGCUGCGGCAAUAUUGAGAAAUUCUUAGCCAAAGUUAGGGCUUCUUGCGUUUGUCCUUUAGCCUUUUUUUUUUUUUUUACUUUUUUUUUCAUCCUUUCGUACGAUUCCCACCUGCCCCACUCUCAAAAAAACAGACAUUAUAUAUAAAUAUAUAUUUAUAUACAUAUACGACGUGCAUAUGUAUAUCUAUGUAUAAUGUUUGUCAUAUUUCAUGAUUAUUAUCAAUUGAAAUAUUAUUUCGAAUUAUUAUUGAAAACUAGAUUAAUACUAUCAUUAUUAUUAAUCGUGGUAAUUUUUUAGAUUAGAAAAACAAUAUAUUUAGCGUAGAAUUUAAUGAAAAAAAUAAAAAAUGAAAAAAAAAAACGACAACAAAAAGUAUACAUAAUGAAGUAUAUACAUAAAUAUAUAUACGUACGCAUGUAUACAUUUAUGUGUAUACAUAUAUAUAUAUAUAUAUAUUGAUAAAAUAUUAUUGAGAUCGUAAUUAGAGAUUCGGAAGUGCAUACAAUGCCCGAAUAAUGGUGAAAGAUCGACUGAGAUUGUCGUAGGGCAAUUGACAGAUUUAAAAAUAAAAUGAAUUAAAAAAUGGUUCACCGCGUAACUUGUGAACGAAAUAAAUAAUGAGUUUACGGCAAAACAAGGACUUGGACUGCUCGAGAGAUUUUUCAGGACAGUCGGGGACUGUAUUCUCGCUGAAAAAAUAUAUGUAUAUUUUAUGCAUACGUAUAUAUACAUGUAUAGAUUUAUAUGUACGCAUAAAAAUAUAUAUAUGUUUAUUCAUUCAAUGAACAAAAAAUGAAAUGAAAAAUAAUAAUAAUAAUAUUAAUUUAAAAAACAGAUCAGUAAGUGUAAAUGUUUGUAAACAAAUUAUGAAACAUUAUUUGUUCAGUGCCUACAUAUUUACACAGUAAUAAUAAAGAUGAGGAUUAGUGAAACGAUCAA